This is a messenger RNA of Trichomonas vaginalis G3, 969 nucleotides long. RefSeq names its product protein folding. Lineage: Eukaryota; Parabasalia; Trichomonadida; Trichomonadidae. Gene Ontology annotation, cellular component: cytosol. Gene Ontology annotation, molecular function: protein-folding chaperone binding. Bases 1 to 969 code for a protein of 322 amino acids. The transcript has a single exon. The record is from RefSeq and is a predicted model, not a curated record.
AUGGGAAGAGAUUUUUACGCGAUUCUCGGCGUUCCUCGAGAUGCUGAUCAAUCAUCCAUCAAGAAAGCGUAUAGACAACAGGCAAUGAGAUGGCAUCCAGAUAAAAAUCCAGAUAAUCAAGAAGAAGCGCAAAAAAUGUUUCAUGAUAUCUCCGAUGCAUACCAGACAUUAAGCGAUCCAGAGAAAAGACGAUUGUACGAUCAGUUUGGUGAAGAAGCUGCAUCAAAUCAAGGUAGUUCCGGCGGAUUUUCACAUUUUGUUGAUCCGAAUGACCUCUUUAGAGCUUUCUUUGGCGGUAAUUUCAUGGGAGAUAACGGGCCAGGUGGUGGCUUCGGAUCAUUCCCUCAAUUCGGAUUCACAGGAUUCAAUUUCCCCUUCGGUCAAGAUUUUGAUGAUGAGCAGGACUUCGGAUUCAGAAGAUUUGAUCGUAGACCUACAGGACCAAGAUCUCCACCGCCAAUUGAGCUUUCAGUUUCUUGCACUCUCGAACAACUAUUUACAGGCUGCGAAAAGAAAUUACUUGUUACGAGAACCGUCAAAGGUGCUCAAGAGCAGAAAGAAAUCGUAGUAAAGAUACCACCAGGAUCAAAAGAAGGAACAAAAAUUGUAUCUACAGGCACAGGCGAUCAAAACAGUAAUGGACCUGCAGGAGAUGUAAUAUUCACUAUUAAGGAGCGAUCAAAUCCGAUUUACAAACGACAAGGCGAUGAUUUAGUUACGACUGAAAAGAUCUCACUUAAAUCUGCACUUUCAGGCUUUGUUAUUACCCGAAAAGAUCUUGAUGGAACAGAUAUCAACUUCCCUGUUAAUAAAAUUGUUAGACCUGGCGAUUCUUUCUCAAUUUCGGAUCAUGGAUGGAUCAAAUCAAAUGGAAAGCGUGGUGAUUUAGUAGUUAAGUUAGAAAUUGAUUUUCCAGAGGAAUUGCCUGAUGAAGUCAAAGAAAUUAUUAAAGAAUUAUUCCCAGACUAA